This is a messenger RNA of Cydia amplana, 904 nucleotides long. Its product is annotated as thioredoxin domain-containing protein 12-like. The record is from RefSeq and is a predicted model, not a curated record. Lineage: Eukaryota; Metazoa; Arthropoda; Insecta; Lepidoptera; Tortricidae. The coding region runs from base 216 to 707 and encodes 163 amino acids. The transcript has 2 exons. Gene Ontology annotation, cellular component: endoplasmic reticulum.
CCCCAGCUUACUUAGAAACUAAUAACAAUAAGCUCUAUGGAUUAGUGUUAAAAUGUCAAAUGUCAAUUUGCAAAAUAUUGUCAAACAUGGGGGUGCAACGGAAAAAGGCUUUAGAGUGUUUAAAAUGUAAAUAAUUCCACAACACCAGUAUCCGGUCUGGCCAUCCUGUCCAGAUUAAAACCACAUACAUUUCUGAACAGACCCCACAGCACAAAAUGCCGACCGGUACUGGUUUAGCUAAAGCUUUCUUCUCGUUGUUAUCUAACAAAGUAUACUGCAGCACUUCCAUAGGUAGGGACAACGGUUUCGGGCACAACUACAUUUGGGCGAGUUCUUUAGAAUCUGGUAUACAGCUAGCAUCCCGCCAUAAGAAACCCAUGAUGGUCAUCAUACACAAGUCUUGGUGUACCGCGUGCAAAAAUCUGAAGCCAAAGUUCGCUAAUUGCCCUGAAAUUCAGUCGUUGAGCAGAAAGUUCGUUAUGGUUAAUUUAAUAGAUGAUGAGGAACCCGAUAACAAUGCUUAUGCUCCAGAUGGUACUUACAUACCCAGGAUCCUAUUUAUGUCACCGACAGGCAAAAUAGACAAAGAAAUCUACAACGAGGACGGCAGUAGUCAGCACAAGUUUUUCUACAGCCGACCGGAGCAAAUCGCCAAGUCCAUGAGGAAGGUCCUCGAAAAGUAUCAUCUCGAGAAGUUCGAUGUAUGAAGCACCUUUAUGAAAAUACUGGUAUUACUGAUUUGAAUUCCGAAUAUGGAAAUGUGACUCUUUUCAGUGAUUGGAUGGGCGAGGCACCAGUAACGUCUGCGUCUCCGAAUUUGAAUCACCUACUUUUUACCACGCUUCGGUAACUGAAACUUGCAUACGAAACGAAAAUUUGAGACAUUGACGUAAAUAAAAUAAGU